Trametes versicolor FP-101664 SS1 is the source of this 564-nucleotide messenger RNA. RefSeq lists its product as uncharacterized. The coding region runs from base 1 to 564 and encodes 187 amino acids. NCBI's taxonomy places the organism in Eukaryota, Fungi, Basidiomycota, Agaricomycetes, Polyporales, Polyporaceae. The transcript has a single exon. The record is from RefSeq and is a predicted model, not a curated record.
AUGCCCACCCCAUCCAGCAACAUUGUCCUUGCAAAGGAGAGAGGAGCAGCACCAACGGGCAACCAAGCCCGCCAGGGAGCGGCGAUCACUUUCUACGACGUCUGUCGCACCCCCAAAGCCCCAAUCCACGUAGGGCAGAGAAUCCACAUCCACGCCCUCCUAUCCUGCACCGCCCUCUUCCAGGAUGGAGAAGGAGCCCCAACCAGAUACACAGCGUAUGACACGGGUAUCGGAGGAACAGUGGUUGGCAUCAGAGCAAUCGAGGGCCCUGUCGUCGAGUUCGUGGUCAGAAACGAGGAAGAGUGGUCCAGGACGGACUACGCUUACCUCUCUGUCCCCUUCAUCCAAGGCCAAACAACCCACGUCAGCCUCUGGGACAGAGUCCUGAGGGCGGCAACGACACAACUCGCCUUCCCCACCCGCCACAUCCCGCUGGAGGAUAACGCAAUCGUCUACAAGCACAACGCGCGCCCGCGAAGCAACGAAGACCCCCUUCGUUUUCUGGCGCUGGAGCUGGAGAGGGCUGGUGUGGACGAGCUGAUGGCGGCGGAGAGCGAAGAGUAG